CGAAUUAAUCGAGUUUAUAAAGCAUGAAAACUCCAUCUUGCAAGGAUAUAUUCAAAAAAACGAUAUUACCCCGUUGGUGUUUCCGGUUUCUAACUCAGAGGCCACAGAAUUAGCUUACAAAAGGAAAAUAAAGAGCAAAGUUCCCUCUAUUGAACUACCUCAUAGACUGACGUGGGAGCAAAAGCUUUAUAUUGCUCAAUCAGCUUAUGAAGAUUGCAAGGAUGAGCUGGAAAGCAUAAGAAAAUCUUCUGAAAAAGCUAUAGCCGAGAAUGAGGCUAGCUUGGAGUUCUUGUCUCACAGGUUAGAUGAAAUCCGUAGGAACAGACAAGAAGAUCAUGCCGUUCAAAAUGGACAGCUGUUGAGAUACUUCCAGGAGCUUCCGAAGCAACAAGUACGGUAG
Messenger RNA from Dicrocoelium dendriticum, 400 nucleotides. NCBI's taxonomy places the organism in Eukaryota, Metazoa, Platyhelminthes, Trematoda, Plagiorchiida, Dicrocoeliidae. The record is from the annotation of a GenBank genome assembly.